GAAGCACAGCACCUUUCAAGCCACUGUAGAAAUGGACAAAGAAGAAAGGAAGACUAUAAACAAGGGUCAAGAAGAUGAAAUGGAGAUACAUGGCUAUAACUUAUGCCGCUGGAAGCUUGCCAUGGUUUUUGUAGGAGUGAUUUGUACUGGUGGUUUUCUCCUCCUUCUCCUCUACUGGAUGCCUGAAUGGCGAGUGAAAGCCACAUGUGUUAGAGCUGCAGUUAAAGACUGUGAAGUGGUGCUUCUCAGGACAACUGAUGAAUUUAGAAUAUGGUUUUGUGCAAAAAUUCACUUUCUUCCUCUGGAGAAUCAACCAAAUUUGAAUGCAAAAUCUUUAGUUAAUAAGGUUUCUAAUGGCCAUGCUGUUCAUCUGACUGAAGAAAAUAGAUGCGAGAUGAAUAAAUACUCACAGAGUCAGUCACAACAGAUGCGUUAUUUUACCCACCAUAGCAUAAGAUAUUUCUGGAAUGAUGCCAUUCACAAUUUUGAUUUCUUAAAGGGACUGGAUGAAGGUGUAUCUUGUGCAUCAAUUUAUGAAAAGCAUAGUGCAGGACUGACACAGGGGAUGCAUGCCUACAGAAAGUUGAUUUAUGGAGUAAAUGAAAUUGCUGUGAAAGUGCCUUCUGUUUUUAAGCUUCUAAUUAAAGAGGUUCUCAACCCAUUUUACAUUUUCCAACUGUUCAGUGUUAUCCUGUGGAGCAUUGAUGAAUACUAUUAUUAUGCUCUAGCCAUUGUGAUUAUGUCCAUAGUAUCCAUUAUAAGUUCACUAUAUUCCAUUAGAAAGCAAUAUGUUAUGUUACAUGACAUGGUGGCAACUCACAGUACCGUGAGAGUUUCAGUCUGUAGAGUAAAUGAAGAAAUAGAAGAGAUCUUUUCUACAGACCUUGUGCCGGGAGACGUCAUGAUCAUUCCAUUAAAUGGGACAGUCAUGCCUUGUGAUGCAGUACUUAUUAAUGGUACUUGCAUUGUAAAUGAAAGCAUGUUAACAGGAGAAAGUGUUCCAGUGACAAAGACUAAUUUGCCAAAUCCUUCAGUGGAUGUGAAAGGAAUGGGGGAGGAGCAGUACAGUCCAGAGACACAUAAGCGACACACUUUGUUUUGUGGGACGACUGUUAUUCAAACCCGUUUCUACACUGGAGAACUCGUGAAAGCCAUAGUAGUUAGAACAGGAUUUAGUACUUCCAAAGGACAGCUUGUUCGUUCGAUACUGUAUCCCAAGCCAACUGACUUUAAACUUUAUAGAGAUGCCUACUUGUUUCUGCUGUGUCUUGUGGUGGUGGCUGGAAUUGGAUUUAUCUACACAAUCAUCAAUAGCAUCCUAAAUGAGAAAGAAGUUCAAGAAAUAAUUAUUAAGUCUCUUGAUAUCAUUACAAUUACUGUGCCACCUGCUCUUCCUGCUGCAAUGACUGCUGGGAUUGUGUAUGCUCAGAGAAGACUGAAAAAAGUUGGGAUUUUCUGUAUUAGUCCCCAGAGGAUAAACAUCUGUGGACAGCUGAAUCUUGUUUGCUUUGACAAGACUGGAACUCUUACCGAAGAUGGUUUAGACCUGUGGGGAAUUCAGCGAGUGGAAAAUACCCGAUUUCUUUUACCAGAAGACAAUGUUUGCAGUGAGAUGUUGGUAAAAUCUCAAUUUGUUGCUUGUAUGGCUACUUGUCAUUCACUUACAAAAAUUGAAGGAGUACUUUCUGGUGACCCACUUGAUUUGAAAAUGUUUGAAGCCAUUGGAUGGAUUCUGGAAGAAGCAACUGAAGAGGAAACAGCGCUUCAUAACCGGAUCAUGCCUACUGUGGUUCGUCCUUCCAAACAACUGCUUCCUGAGUCUACAACUGCAGGGAACCAAGACAUGGAGCUGUUUGAACUUCCAGCUAUUUAUGAGAUAGGAAUUGUUCGCCAGUUUCCAUUUUCUUCUGCCUUGCAACGGAUGAGUGUGGUUGCAAGGACACUAGGUGAGAAGAGGAUGGAUGCCUACAUGAAGGGGGCCCCUGAGGUCGUCGCCAGUCUCUGCAAACCGGAAACAGUUCCUAUUGACUUUGAGAAAGUGUUAGAAGAUUAUACCAAACAAGGUUUCCGUGUAAUUGCUCUUGCACAUAGAAAAUUGGAGUCAAAGCUGACCUGGCAUAAAGUACAGCAUAUUAGAGACAACAUGUUGACAGCUGUGUCUGUGGCCAGAGACUGUGGGAUGAUUCUACCUCAGGAUAAAGUUAUUAUUGCUGAAGCAUUGCCUCCAAAGGAUGGAAAAGUCGCCAAGAUCAACUGGCACUAUACAGACUCCCUGUCACAGUGUAGUGAGCCAUCAGCCAUUGACUCAGAGGCUAUUCCAAUUAAACUUGCCCAUGAUAGUUUAGAGGAUCUUGAGGUGACUCGCUAUCAUUUUGCGAUGAAUGGAAAGUCAUUUUCGGUGAUACUGGAACAUUUUCAAGAUCUUGUUCCUAAGUUGAUGCUGCAUGGUACUGUGUUUGCUCGAAUGGCACCGGAUCAGAAGACACAGUUGGUGGAGGCAUUGCAGAAUGUAGACUACUUUGUUGGGAUGUGCGGUGAUGGUGCAAAUGAUUGUGGUGCUUUGAAGAGGGCACAUGGUGGCAUUUCCUUAUCUGAGCUCGAAGCUUCCGUGGCAUCUCCUUUUACUUCUAAGACACCCAGUAUCUCCUGUGUGCCAAACCUUAUCAGGGAAGGUCGUGCUGCUUUAAUGACGUCCUUCUGUGUGUUUAAAUUUAUGGCGUUAUACAGCAUCAUUCAAUACUUCAGUGUUACUCUCCUGUAUUCUAUCUUGAGUAACCUGGGAGACUUUCAGUUUCUCUUCAUUGAUCUGGCAAUCAUUUUGGUAGUAGUAUUUACAAUGAGUUUAAAUCCUGCCUGGAAAGAGCUUGUGGCACAGAGACCACCUUCAGGCCUUAUAUCUGGGGCACUCCUCUUCUCCGUCUUGUCUCAGAUUGUGAUCUCCGUUGGAUUUCAGUCGCUGGGUUUUUUCUGGGUCAAGCAGUAUAAAGUGUGUGAUCCAAAUUCAGAUGUUUGUAAUACAACAAGAAGCGCAUGUUGGAACUCGUCACACUUAUACAAUGGGACUGAACUUGAUUCGUGUAAAAUACAAAAUUAUGAAAAUACCACAGUGUUUUUUAUCUCCAGUUUCCAGUACCUCACAGUGGCGGUUGCCUUUUCAAAAGGAAAACCAUUCAGGCAGCCUUGCUACAAGAAUUAUUUUUUUGUUAUAUCUGUGAUUAUUUUGUAUGUUUUCAUAUUAUUCAUCAUGUUGCAUCCAGUUGCCUCUGUUGACCAGGUUCUUGAGAUUAUGUGUGUACCAUACCAGUGGCGCAUAUAUAUGCUUAUCAUUGUUCUUAUCAAUGCCUUCGUGUCUAUCACGGUGGAGAGCUUCUUCCUUGACACGGUCCUUUGGAAAGUUGUGUUCAAUCGAGACAAACAAGGAGAGUGUCGUUUCAGCACCACACAGCCACCACAGGAGUCAGUGGAUCGAUGGGGAAAAUGCUGCUUGUCCUGGGCCCUGAGCUGUGGAAGGAAGACGCCAAAAGCAAAGUACAUGUACCUAGCACAGGAGCUCCGCUUCGAUCCCGAGUGGCCACCCAAGCCUCAGACCACCACGGAAGCCAAAGCUGGAGUAAAGGAGAAUGGAUCAUGUCAGAUUAUCACCAUAGCAUAGCAAAGGCUGCUCUCUGUGCCAGUAGCAGUGUUCAGCAGGAUGCGCCAUUGAGCUUUUUCUGACCCUGUGUCAGAAUGGCACUAGUUCAGUUUAUAUCCCUCUCAUAAUAUGGCAGUCGAUUAAAACACAAAACAGUAAAAUGUCAUUUGCUGCACAAUUAUUAACUAUAAAUCUGGCCAUUUCUUCAUGCAGUAACCCAAAUACAAUAUAUACUUUAUAUUGGGUAUGAGAGAUCUGUGUUUGGGUUUUAUAGAUUUUAGCUUUUGACACUAAUUUGCCUCUUUAAAUUUAAUUUUCAUAAAUCCCCUUAUUAGAAAGUUCUUUUACAUAUAGGCCCCAAAAUUGUGAUUAUUAAAAAUAUAGUUAAUUGUGAUUAGCCUCCAAUGAAAAUAGGUUGAAAUCCUAUUUUGAUCCAGUGUUUUCUCCCAAAGAACUCUACGUUAAACAUACACCAUUUUCCUUUUAUGACCUGGAGUUAGGAGUGAGUUUGUGUGUUGUUGUUAAGAGCAACUCAGGUAAUUUCCAGUUCUGGUUUUCUAUUCUCUGUAGCCUGCCUGGGUGUCACUUUGUAGACAGUAAGGUACUCCACGGCUAGCUGCCUUAGAUGUCCUUCAUGGUACUCCAUGGGUCCCAUGCAGCAGUCUAGUGAAGCAAGGAAAUUUCACUAGAAAGGUUUAUUUCUGAGACAUGCAUGACAGUAAAGGCCCCUAAUCCUGCACAGGAGGCUGAGGCAGGAGAAUUGUUUAGUUCAAGAAUAGCCUAUAAUAGAUAGUAAAAGCCUGUCUCAGAAUAUACAAGCAGAGAAGGAUUGAGGUGAUUUCUCUUGGCAGUAGAUCUCAUUCAUAUCUCUUCAAACCUAUUUGUUUUUUUCUUUUGGGACUUGUAUCAUUUUAAAUAUUUCAUAUCAUCCCUCCCUCCCUCCCAAAGGAAUGG
This is a messenger RNA of Mus pahari (shrew mouse), 4585 nucleotides long. It is a transcript of the gene Atp13a3, whose product is annotated as ATPase 13A3. NCBI's taxonomy places the organism in Eukaryota, Metazoa, Chordata, Mammalia, Rodentia, Muridae. The record is from RefSeq and is a predicted model, not a curated record. Gene Ontology annotation, molecular function: polyamine transmembrane transporter activity; ATPase-coupled monoatomic cation transmembrane transporter activity; P-type ion transporter activity. Gene Ontology annotation, biological process: intracellular calcium ion homeostasis; polyamine transmembrane transport. The coding region runs from base 32 to 3652 and encodes 1206 amino acids. The transcript is spliced from 31 exons. Gene Ontology annotation, cellular component: late endosome membrane.